Messenger RNA from Capsaspora owczarzaki ATCC 30864, 4615 nucleotides. Its product is annotated as ras GTPase-activating-like protein IQGAP1. Gene Ontology annotation, cellular component: cytoplasm. The transcript is spliced from 7 exons. Gene Ontology annotation, biological process: regulation of actin cytoskeleton organization; regulation of GTPase activity. Bases 17 to 4357 code for a protein of 1446 amino acids. Gene Ontology annotation, molecular function: actin filament binding; calmodulin binding; GTPase activator activity. NCBI's taxonomy places the organism in Eukaryota, Filasterea, Ministeriida, Capsasporidae. The record is from RefSeq and is a predicted model, not a curated record.
CCCUAGUUCAUCAUCAAUGGCGACCACAGACACCAGCGUGACUGUUCACGGCGAGUCUCGCAAGCUCAUCAAGAAGGACGAGGAGGCCUCCAACGCCGGCUCGGGCCAGUGGAUGGACGAGCAGCGCACGUCGCUCGUCGCCUACGAGUACCUUUGCCAUCUCCAAGAAGCCAAACAGUGGAUGGAAGCAUGCAUCCGCGAGGAGCUGCCUGCAACCAUCGAGCUCGAAGAGAACCUGCGCAACGGCGUCAUUCUCUGCAAACUCGCUCAGUUCUUUGCGCCCGAAGGCUCCAAGCCAAAGAAGAUUUACGAUGCAGACCAAGAGGUGUACAAGAACCAAGGCCUCAAGUUCCGCCAUACAGACAACAUCAACCACUGGUUUAACGGAAUGGCAGCAGUGGGCUUGCCCAAGCUGUUCUACCCAACCACUCCCGAUUUGUACGACAAGAAGAACCUGCCCAAGGUCAUUUACUGCAUCCACGCGCUGAGCCACUUCUUGUACCGCAAGGGCAUUGCGCCAAAGAUUCUUGAUCUUGUCGGCAAGGCCCAGUUCACCGAGGAGGAGAUUAGCGCCAUGAACAAGGCGCUGUCCGAGUAUGGCAUUGAAAUGCCCAGCUUUGGCAAGAUUGGCGGCAUCCUCGCCAAGGAAAUGACCGAAGACGACGCUGCCAUGCACGCUGCCAUCAUUGCCAUCAACGAGGCUGUCGACAAGCAGGUCGCCCCAGACACAUUCCACGCCCUUCAAAACGGCGCCGCCAACAUUGAGGGCACCGAGGAGCGCUGGCAACAAGAGUACCAGGAUGCGCUGUUUGCCUCCAAGAAGGCCAAGGCGGAUGCGUACGACCAGAAGCAGGGCGCCGAGGGUGCCGACACUGCCUCGCAGGACGUGUACGACAAGCUGCUCACCAAGAGCCAAAUCCAAGAAGUCAUCCUCGAUGUUCACCACCAGCAGGCGAUCGCUGCCAUCAACGCUGCCAUUGACGCCCGCGAUGAGCAGGGCCUGUCUGCCGCGCUGGUCAAUCCCCACGCCAAGCUGGUCUCGAUCAAGGCCGAGUAUGCCAGCUCGUACCUGCCCGCGCUCGUUGCCGCCAAGGCUGAGAAGGCUGCCCAUGGCGGUGCCUCGAUUGCACCUGCCAAGUCGGUCGACCAGCUGUCGGACGACCACGUCCAGGCUGCCGAGCAAGUCGCUGCCGCUGCCGCUGCCACCAGCGCCGCCGCACACGCUGCUGCCAACGAGGCCGCUGCCGAAAGCUCUGCCGCUCAGACUGCCGCCGCCGCCACUGCUGCCGCUCUUGCCACCGCCGAGGCCACCGAAGGCGAGGAGCGCGAGAACGCUGUUGCCACCGCUGCCGCCGCCGCUGCCGAAGCUGCUGCUGCUGCCGAAGCUGCUGCUGCUGCCGAAGCUGCUGCCGCAAAGGCAUCCGCUGCCAGUGCUGCCGCGUUCGCUGCUGGCACCAACGCCACGCUCGCUUCGGAGGCUGCGUCGGCCGCCAAGAACGAGCACGCCUCCAAGGCUGCCCACGCUGCUGCCGCCGCCAAGGCGAGCAAGUCGUCUGGCGAGCUCACCCAAGAAGAGAUUCAGCACGUCAUUGUUGAAACGAACAAGAUUCGCGAGCGUGAAGACUAUCUCAAGGCCAACGAGAAGCACAUCAUCACUGGCCAGGCUGGCAUUCGCGGCUUCCUCGAGCGCAAAAAGUUCAACGACCAGAAGACGCACUGGAACAACAACCUGGCUGCCAUCAUCCGCAUCCAGGCUUGGUACCGCGCGCGCAAGCAGCGCAAGGCCUACCUCGACCGCCUUGCCUUCCUCAACUCGCAGGUUGACGCUGCCAUCCGGAUCCAGGCACUUGUCCGCGGCUUCCUGCAGCGCCGCAAGUUCAACCGCCGCCUCGAGUACUUCCGCGACAACAGCAAGGCUGCCGUCAAGAUCCAGGCCUGGUGGCGUGGAAUCCUUGCCCGCCGCGUCUUCCGCGACUUGCUCAAGAACGCGAACGUGCCCGCCACGACGCUGAAAAAGUUCCUGCACCUGCUCGAUCAGUCCGACUUGGACUUUUCCGAGGAGCUCGAGCUCCAGCGUCUGCGUGCAAAGGUUGUCCUGCUCAUCCGUGACAACCAGACGCUCGAGAAGGAACUCAACGUCAUGGACAUCAAGAUUGGUCUGCUCGUCAAGAACGCCAUCAACCUCGAUGACGUUGUCAAGCAGUCCAAGAAGCUCAAGAAGCGCCAGGAGGUUGACGCCAACAACUCUGCCGGUCUCAAGGCCCUGUCCAAGGACAACCGCACGCGCCUCGAAUCGUACCAGCACCUCUUCUACCUUCUCCAGACCAAGCCGCACUACCUCGCCAAGCUCAUCUACGUCAUGCCCCAAACCAAGACGUCCAAGUUUAUGGAGAAUGUCAUCUUCACCCUGUACAACUUUGCCCAGAACGCCCGCGAAGAGUUUUUGAUGCUUCAGCUCUUCCAACAGGCCAUUGUGGAGGAAAUGGAGCGUGUCACCGAGCUGAGCGACUUUAUUCGUGGCAACCCCACCGUCAUCAAGAUGGUCGUCCAGUACAACCGUGGCGCUCGCGAGCGCCUCUACUUGCGCGAGCUGCUCCAGCCGCUCAUCAAGGAGAUUCUUGACAACCCCGACCUCAACCUGAACACGUCGCCCAUUGCCAUCUACAAGGCGUGGAUUAACAAGACGGAAAUUGAAACCGGCAAGGCCUCCGAGCUCCCGUACGACGUGACCAACGAGCAAGCCCUCGAGCACCAGUACGUCCAGGAGACGUUCAAGCAGCACCUCGACCACCUCAAGGCCAUCACGUCCAAGUUCCAAAACGCGAUCGUUGGUGCGCUGCCCCGCCUGCCGUACGGUAUCCGCUACAUUGCCAUGCAACUGCGCAAGGUCUUGCACUCCAAGUUCCCCGACCUGCCGAGCGAGGAGAUCACCAAGAUUAUUGGCAACCUCGUGUACUACCGUUACAUGAACCCGGCCAUCGUCGCUCCGGAUGCCUUUGACGUUGUUGACGUUGCCGUGCAAGAGUUGCUUUCGACCAACCAGCGUCGCAACCUUGGUGAGGUUGCCAAGAUGCUCCAGUUCAUGGCCAGCCGCACCACCUUCCGUGACGCGUACGACUACUUGGCCACCCUCAACCCCUUCAUGCUGGAGGGCUAUGAGAUUUUCAAAAAGUACUUUGAGCAAGCCUCCACCGUGCCCGAGGCUGCCGAACACUUUAUUAUUGACGAGUAUUCCGACCUCACCAUGCGUGCCAAGCCAGUCAUUUACAUUUCCGUCAAGGAAAUCUACUCGACGCACAAGCUCAUCGAGGACAGCCUUGCCGAGCUUGCCCCCACAGCCGAGGACCCGCUGCGCGUCAUCAUGAAGGAGCUUGGCCCCGCUCCCGAGUUUGGCGAAGGCGAGGAGAGCAAUGCGGAGGCCUUUGGCGACAUCUCGCUCACCCUUACCAACCGCUUUGCGCUGCCCGAAGGCGACGACUCUGAUGUCCGUGCCCUCUUUGUGCGCACCAAGCACCUUGUCGUCAACAUUGUCCGCUGGCAACAAGGCAAGACGCUGGCUGCCAUUCUCAACACUCCCGCCUCCGAAGAGCAGGAGGAGCACCACAUGCAGUACACCAUCCAGCAGCGCGCCCAGCGCGAGCGUCUCGAAAAGACAGAGACCGAGGAAGAGCGCAAGCGUCGCUCCACUGUCCUGAAGGACAUGGACGCUGGCCUCACUCUCAGCGAGAUGAAGAAGAAGGUUUUGUCCAACGUGGCUGCUCUCGAGAAGGCUGGGCUUGUUUCGUCCAAGAACGAUUACCAAGACUUGCUCAACGCGAUUGCCAAGGACAUUCGCAACCAGCACGCUUACCGCAAGUUGCGCAAGGAAGAGCUUUCCAAGUUCCGCAAGACUGCCGCCAGUCUUGAGGAGAAGGGCAAGUACUUUGAGCAGCAAUCCGACUCGUUCCACGAGUACAUUAAGCGAUGCAUGGAGAACAUGGCCAAGGGUGUCAAGCCACGGCGCCGUGGUUUCCGUGCUCUGUUCUCCAAGAAGGUCGAUCUUGCUGGUCACCAGUUCGGCACCCAUUCGUACACUGCUAAGCGUUUGAAGGAGAAGGGCAUUAUUUUGGAGCUCGAGGGCGUCCCAGAGAGCAGCUGGGGCACUGUCAAGCUCACCAUUUCCUCCAACGAGGUGGGUGUUUUCGAAGUGUCUGCAUCGUUCAUGGGCGUCAAGCAAGACGACAUGGAGCUCCACCUCGAGGACUUGCUGCAGCUGCAGUAUGACGGCGUUGCUGUCAUGAAGCUUUUCAAUGCAAAGGUCAACGUCAACUUGCUGCUGUUCUUGCUGAACAAGAAGUUCUACAACAAGCACAAGUAAAACAACCCGACGCCGUUUUUGCUGUGUUUUCGCCUCUUGAGUAUUCUGUUUUUCAAAGUUUGCACCUAUUCAUUGUGAAUGAUGUGUCUGUUCAUGUUCUUAUGUGGUGUCGGAGACUAUCCUCUGGCUUUUUGUCGUUCAGUAUUUUGUCAAUUGUUUUUUUUUUUUUUUGGGUUGGUCUGAACCCCACUUCCAUGUGUUGUGCACCGUCACCAAUAAAACCAAAAUGAAUAACUUUUGUGAGCAAAAAAAAAAAAC